Messenger RNA from Opisthocomus hoazin, 366 nucleotides. RefSeq names its product elongin B (gene ELOB). The record is from RefSeq and is a predicted model, not a curated record. Gene Ontology annotation, biological process: transcription elongation by RNA polymerase II. Gene Ontology annotation, cellular component: VCB complex; elongin complex. NCBI's taxonomy places the organism in Eukaryota, Metazoa, Chordata, Aves, Opisthocomiformes, Opisthocomidae. Gene Ontology annotation, molecular function: protein binding.
AUGGAUGUCUACUUGAUGAUUUGCUGUCACAAGACAACUGUCUUCACUGAGGCCGAAGAGACAACAACUGUGCAUGAGUUGGAAGAGGUGGUGGAGAGAAUACUGAAGAGGCCACCAGAGGAGCAGCAGCUCUACAAACACGACCAGCUGCUGGGUGGUGAUCAUAGGACUUUGCCAGACUGCGACUUAAGCAGCUGAAGUUGCUGUCCUCAUUUUCCUGCCAUAGUGGGUUUGGCUUUAUUCAGUCCUGGCAAUGGUACCUUUGAACUGUUGUGUAUUGACCUCUUCUCAAGCACCCUAUAACUCCCUGAUGUUAUGAGGUCACAGGAGUCUGGUAGCAGCUUUAGUGAGCAAGCCUUGUGUUAA